Messenger RNA from Diversispora eburnea, 1110 nucleotides. Lineage: Eukaryota; Fungi; Glomeromycota; Glomeromycetes; Diversisporales; Diversisporaceae. The record is from the annotation of a GenBank genome assembly.
AUGUCACCUGCUCAUAAUUUUGAAGAAAAGACCUUUACAAAAUUUACCUACUGUGUUCAUUGCCGUAGCCCACUUUGGGGAUUGUUUAAACAGGGAGUUUGUUGUAAAGAAUGUAAUUAUGUCGCUCAUAAGCAAUGCCAGAAUUUGGUAAAAUCAACUUGUAAAAAUCCCGGAAUUAAUCAAAAAUUCAAUAUUAGUCAUUAUACAAAUGGUAUAGAUAAUGAUAAGGGGACUAAUUCAGAGACUUCUCAAGUUUCUUCGUCUUUACCUAUUACAGGAUUAAAAUCUUCAAAUAAUUCAGUUGAAAUAGCUACAAACUCGCUUCCAGCUCGUGCUGUAAAAUUUAAUUCAGAAAAUGAUGAUCAUAAUAGAAAUAUUUUACGACGUUCAAAUUCAUUUGAAAAUGAUGAUCAUAAUAUAAAUAUUUUACGACGUUCAAAUUCAUUUGAUUCUAUUUCAACAAAUUUACCGAAAAUGCCAAUACAGUCAUUCAAGACAUUAUCAAAUGAUAACGAAUCAAUUACUCCCAGAGCAGCACGUCCAGUUUCACCAAUUUCAUUAGAUGCAAAAACAUUCCAAGAUUUAAUUGUUUCUUCAGCGCUUAAUGUAGCGAAUGCAACUAAAAUGACUACAGAUCCUGCUCAUCCACCAUUAAAUUUACAAUUAAUGGGUACAAAUUUCGGAAGAUUUGUUCAAAAAUGUGGGUUCAUUUUUGCAAUUCAGGAUAAUGUUGAGGAAAUAAUUAUGUGGAAAAGCCCAUCAAAUACUUUAUUGGCCAUGGUGAUUUAUGUUUACAUAUUAGAUUAUUUAAAAAAUAUUCAAAAUAUUCAAAAUUUAAUGGGAUUGAUUUGUGAAGCAUAUGAUUCAAUAGUUCCAUUACUUAAACAUAUUGAUUGGAGUAAUGAAUAUGAAUCAUUUAUAAUAACUCAAGUUAUUGUAAUAUUAAUUAUUAUACUUGGUUUAACAGUAUGGAUCAUUCCUUGGAGUUAUAUUUUUAUUGUAAUUGGACUUUUAGUAUUUAUUGCGAAUACCCAAUUUAUGAAAGCUUUAACUAAAGAAAUGAAAGAUUCUAAUAUAGGGGUUGGAACUAGUAAUUCAUCAAAAUUCUGA